AUGAUUUCCUGCACAUGGCAACGGUUGUGUAGGCCCGCAGAUUCCGGACUGACGGUCUUCCAGUCAGGUCGCCAAACUGAGCUGUCUACCCUCUGGGAUCAAUGGACCUUUGGGAACAGUGCGCGGCCCGAGCACGCGGCAGUGGCUGAGCAGGGGCGCUGCGUGCACGUGACCUUGCCGCCCCACCCCCCAACCCCGCCCUGGCCCGCGCUUGCGCACGGAGUCCUUGCCUCGCACUCCGCGCGACUGGACACUCGGGUGGCGGCACAGCGCCGACAGCAGCGAGGCGUCCUCGAACCCGGCUUUUGCCCGGAGCACCCGUGGCCUCCUUUGACAUCACUCUAUCUCGAAGCUCUACAAAGCCAAAGACCCCAGGGAGAGAUUUGGGUAAGAAAUUUGGCCUCAGGGAAAAGCAUCUGGAGCCCCUUCGUUCCUCAGAAGAGAAGCCGUAGGAAAUUGCCACCUGUGAUGGGCACAUCUCAGUUUUUGCUGGUUCAUCCCUCUCCUCAACGUGGAAUGGAAGUAAAAGCUGAAGCAAUCUUUCCUUUCCCCCACAUAUACUCAGGUGGUGAGGACUCCUUGGACAACAUGGAGAAGUACCCUCAUUGCAAGGAUCCUAAAUGAGGUCAUGGGGGCAGAGCACCCUACACAGCACCGGGCACAUACCAGGCAAACAAGAAUGAACUAAUACAGUCACAUCCACUGAAGCAAAACAGGUCACAGGACGAAGAUAAUCGAGU
This is a messenger RNA of Choloepus didactylus (southern two-toed sloth), 740 nucleotides long. RefSeq lists its product as uncharacterized. The transcript is spliced from 5 exons. The record is from RefSeq and is a predicted model, not a curated record. Bases 1 to 624 code for a protein of 207 amino acids. NCBI's taxonomy places the organism in Eukaryota, Metazoa, Chordata, Mammalia, Pilosa, Megalonychidae.